CUCAGGUUUUAGUGAUAUGUGGAAUGAGUACCACAUUGUUUACUUCUGUCUGGAAAUUUAGUUAAUCUAGAUGUUGCCAGUGUAUUGAUGGCGCUACAUCCCAUUAUUUCCUUUCCCCAUAGCCUCUUAGACAGGAGGUAGAUGCUUUAGCUUUGCCUAGAAACAUUUCUGGGAGAGACAAUGGCUGCUGAGAACACCUGGUGGAGAAGUGGAAUCACUGGCAGCACCCUGCCUGAUGCUGAAGGACCAGCCCCAGAUGAGUGUGAUGGUGCUGCUCUCACCUGCUGCCAGAAAGGGGAGGCUCCACGGGUGUAACCCAUUACCAGCAGGUCUCGGGGCUUCAACUCCGUCAGGCAGCGGUGGUGUCCCCUUUGGGAAGGGACAGAGGCGGCGGAGAGCGGGAGCCAAGCGGUGCCGGCCCGGGACGGAGCCCCUCUCACCGGCGGGGGGAACGAGCCCCUCUACGCUGGCCAUGAAAUCAGUCAUGUCCAGCACCUUUCGGUCCUGCCUUCGCCUCUCCCUUCGCCGCGCCCCGACAGCGCCGUCCGCCAGGUGGGAUGGAUUACAGAGUCCCUGGUGCUGUCAGCAAUGGUGAAAUGGUGCCCACACACCCUGGCAUGGAAAAGGAGAAGGAGGAAGAAGAGGAGAAGGACCAGACACUGGAGCGUGGUCAAUGGAACAACAAGCUGGAGUAUGUCUUGUCCGUGGCUGGGGAGAUCAUCGGCCUGGGAAAUGUCUGGCGCUUCCCCUACCUCUGCUACAAGAACGGUGGAGGUGCUUUCUUCAUCCCCUAUCUCAUCUUCCUCUUCACCUGUGGGAUCCCAGUGUUCUUCCUGGAGACAGCGCUGGGGCAGUACACGAGCCAGGGAGGGGUGACAGCCUGGCGCAGGAUCUGCCCCCUCUUUGAAGCCUGGAUUGUUAUGCACCUCCACACAUCUCCUGCCCACCUGCCUGAGAGGGCCACUGGCUGCCCCCUUUCCAAAAUCCUGCUGGAAAAAUGGAUCACCUUCACCAAACAGUUCUCACUGUUACAUUGCAUCCUGGUUUUCUUCUUCAUGGCCACAGUUUUGGCAAGGAGCUUUGUGCCCAAACAAGGUUAUCCUUUAAGAGGAAUUGGCUACGCCUCACAGGUCAUCGUCAUACUGCUGAACUUCUACUACAUCAUUGUCCUGGCCUGGGCCUUGUUUUAUCUCUUCAGUUCGUUCACCAUUGACCUCCCCUGGGGCAGCUGUGACCACGAGUGGAACACAGGGAACUGCAUGGAGCUUCAGAAGGCAAACUCAACCUUCAACGUGACCAAUGAAAACGCCACGUCCCCAGUCAUCGAGUUCUGGGAGAGGCGAGUGCUAAAGAUUUCUGAUGGCAUCCAGCACCUGGGUGGUCUCCGCUGGGAGCUGGCUCUGUGUCUCUUGCUGGCUUGGAUCAUCUGUUACUUCUGCAUUUGGAAAGGGGUCAAGUCCACGGGCAAGGUGGUAUAUUUCACUGCCACAUUCCCAUAUGUCAUGCUGAUUGUGCUGCUGAUCAGGGGAGUCUCCUUACCUGGGGCAUCCCAGGGAAUCCUCUUUUACCUUUAUCCAGACAUCAGUCGCCUUGGAGACCCUCAGGUCUGGAUGGAUGCAGGCACUCAAAUCUUCUUUUCGUAUGCAAUUUGUCUGGGAUGCCUGACGGCUCUGGGCAGCUAUAACAAAUACCAUAACAACUGCUACAGGGACUGUGUGGCUCUGUGCUUCCUCAACAGUGGCACCAGCUUUGUGGCUGGCUUUGCCAUCUUCUCCAUCCUGGGCUUCAUGGCAGAGGAGCAGGGUGUGCCCAUCGCCAAGGUGGCUGAGUCAGGGCCUGGUCUAGCAUUCAUCGCCUACCCUCGGGCUGUGGUCAUGCUGCCCUUCUCCCCACUCUGGGCAUGCUUCUUCUUCCUGAUGGUUGUCUUGCUGGGACUGGACAGCCAGUUUGUCUGCGUGGAGAGUCUUGUGACAGCUCUUGUGGACAUGUACCCCACCAUCUUCCGCAAGAAGAACCGCCGUGAGACCCUCAUCCUGCUGGUCUCCAUCCUCUCAUAUCUGGUUGGCUUGGUGAUGCUCACAGAGGGUGGGAUGUAUGUCUUCCAGCUCUUUGAUUACUAUGCUGCCAGUGGCAUGUGCCUGCUCUUUGUAGCCAUCUUUGAGACUCUCUGCAUUGCCUGGGUCUAUGGUGCCGAGCGUUUCUACGAUAACAUUGAAGAUAUGAUCGGCUACCGGCCGUGGCCCAUCAUCAAAUACUGCUGGCUUUUCAUCACCCCUGCGGUUUGCAUGGCAACCUUCCUGUUUUCUUUGAUCAAAUACACCCCAUUGACUUACAACAAGAAGUAUGUGUACCCGUGGUGGGGAGACACUCUGGGAUGGCUGCUGGCCCUCUCCUCCAUGGUGUGCAUCCCUCUGUGGAUCAUCUACAAACUCUCCACUAUCAAAGGCUCACUCAGAGAGAGGUUUCGCCAACUCACCUGCCCACUUGAGGACUUGCCUUCCAGGCCAGGCACAGAACAGCCCCUUCCCUCUACCAGAGCUGGCCUCCUGAUGCUGACAGAGCUCGAAUCUCAUUGCUAGGACUAGUGUGGCCCUUCCACCCUCCCACCAGGAUGGUUUUUAUACAACCUUUGCCACCUGUUGGAUAACGCAAGGAUUCUUCACUCACCAAGACGAGAGGGAUUUCUGGGCUGAGCUCCCUUCUCUGGAAGAUUUGAAGGGCUGAUGAAGAGGCUGCCAUGGAGAUGGUCUGUGUGGAGUUAGCAAUGCACCUUAAUUCUACCCCUGGAGAGAGCUCUGAAGGGGCACAUCAAGCACCAGUGUUCCUGAGCAUCCCCAGGCUUCUGGUGGGCAGAAAGGAAGGACUGACCCUGGAGUAAAGUGUCAGAGUCAGAGCUGUGGCUCCAAUGUGGACUUCAGGAGCUUCUCCAUUCAUUCCAUUAAAUCUAUGUUUUUCCUGA
Taeniopygia guttata (zebra finch) is the source of this 2959-nucleotide messenger RNA. RefSeq names its product sodium- and chloride-dependent GABA transporter 2. Gene Ontology annotation, biological process: sodium ion transmembrane transport; amino acid transport; neurotransmitter transport. The record is from RefSeq and is a predicted model, not a curated record. Gene Ontology annotation, cellular component: plasma membrane; cell projection. Gene Ontology annotation, molecular function: gamma-aminobutyric acid:sodium:chloride symporter activity. NCBI's taxonomy places the organism in Eukaryota, Metazoa, Chordata, Aves, Passeriformes, Estrildidae.